Molecule: messenger RNA, 798 nt
Organism: Westerdykella ornata
Lineage: Eukaryota; Fungi; Ascomycota; Dothideomycetes; Pleosporales; Sporormiaceae
Exons: 2
Coding region: 1-798 (265 amino acids)
Source: RefSeq, a predicted model, not a curated record
AUGCUGGAGACGCAGAAUGUCAAGAGCCUGCAGGUGGGCAUCAAGCACAAGUUGAUGGGUGUGGAUGCCGACUUGCGGUUCUGGGGCGUGUAUCCGACGAGGAAUGAGAAGGCGUGUGAGAAGGGGUGGUUCUGUCCGUACUUGUUUGCGAGUGCGAGGACGCCGCAGGUGCCGAGAGCGAAUGAUUUUGGGAUGGCGUGUUUCUACGGGCCGUUUCUGGGUGGUGACUUCGCCCUCACAACAACCGCCCUCCUCCCAUCGAUGCCCUCAAUCCUCUCCUUCUGCCCUUCGGACCCAAGAACCGACAUUGGAACCAACCGUCUCCUCCUCUUCUUCACCGGCAUCUCUCCCUACCGCGGCAACAUGUGGUCCACCAGCCGCCGCCCCGGCUGCGGCACCCUGAUCUUCCACCUCAUGGACGGGUGUCCAGGCCUCGUCAUCCCCGUCACGAGCAACGCGCCCAUCUGCGCCUGGAGCCCCUGGACCCUGUCGGAAAUGCGAGCCUGGCAGGCGUCUCAGAUGAUGGCCAUGUGCGGGCUGUCGGCACCAGCCGGGAAGACGGCCGGUCCCACAGGCUACUCACCCGAAUGGCAGCACGAGCAGAUUUGCGAGUGGCUGGACACGAUCAUCAGCGUGCCGCAUAUUGAACCGGCCAUCAGGGACCGGUACGUCGAGGUGUUGGGGAGGAGUGUGAGUUUGGUGAUUAAUGGGGCGCUCGCGCUGGAUAAGCCUCAUAUUCGCCCUUUGUUGGCAAAGUUGGAUCCAGAGAGGGCGGGGAUUGUGGCGUUUAGGUAUUAG